Molecule: messenger RNA, 1605 nt
Organism: Aaosphaeria arxii CBS 175.79
Lineage: Eukaryota; Fungi; Ascomycota; Dothideomycetes; Pleosporales
Product: general substrate transporter
Exons: 8
Coding region: 1-1605 (534 amino acids)
Biological process (GO): carbohydrate transport; transmembrane transport
Cellular component (GO): membrane
Molecular function (GO): carbohydrate:proton symporter activity
Source: RefSeq, a predicted model, not a curated record
AUGGGUUUUCUUCAACGUAUCGUCAAGAAUGAUGCAACCAAGUCGGAUCCUCCGGAGAUCUACAAUGUGCGAGUCUUUCUCGUGAGCCUUGUGGCCUGCGCAGGUGCCUUGCUAUUUGGCAUGGACAUGGGCAUCAUGGGAGGUGUCCUGACUAUGAAGACCUUCAAACAGCAAUAUGGACUUAUCGGCAAGUCUGAUAAACAGAUUGCGAAUCUGUCCUCCAACAUUGUGUCUGUUAUUCAAGCUGGUGCAUUUGCCGGUGCCCUUGUCGCAUCAUGGCUUUCUAAUAGGAUCGGUCGUCGAUGGUCCUUGAUCAUUGCUGCAAUUCUGGUCUGUAUUGGCGUUGCUUUCCAAGCUGCUGCUAAUGGGAUCAUUGAAUUGCUCUAUGCCUCCAGACUAUUCGCAGGUAUUGCUGUCGGCAUUGCCUCCACUGUCAAUCCCCUAUAUGUCUCUGAAAACGCACCUAGAGGCAUUCGUGGUCUUCUCACGGGUCUAUACCAGCUGACACUUGUAUCUGGACUCACUCUUGCAUUCUGGAUCAAUUACGGCAGUAAUCUCCAUAUCACAGGACACGCGCAAUAUGUGAUCCCACUCGCAUUGCAAGCGUUCCCUGCUGUGAUUCUCGGAGUUGGCAUGUUCUUCGCCAAUGAAUCCCCUCGAUAUCUCGCUCAAAGAAACCCUGCAGCUGCCCUGGCUGUGCUUUCGAAGCUACGCCACCUCCCUCCCACACACCCAUACGUUGUCGAUGAGAUGGCACUCAUUGAAUUACAAUUAGAGGAGGAACGCGCCUUGAUGGCUGGUUCUUCGGCACUUAGCAUGUUCAAGGAAGCUUGGACAGUCAAAUCCUACCGCAGGCGAUCGAUCCUCUGUGUCACUCUCAUGAUGUGGAGCAAUCUAACUGGCACCAAUGCUAUGACAUACUAUUCUCCUACAAUUUUCGCCAGUGUCGGUCUAUCUGGGUCUUCGGUUGGCCUCUUCGCUACUGGAAUUUAUGGUAUAGUGAAGAUGAUCUCAUGCGCUAUCUUCAUCUUCUUCGUUACAGACACCCUCGGCCGACGAAAGUCUCUCAUCUGGACGGGUAUCGUGCAGGGUUGUGCCCUCUUCUACUGUGGCUUCUAUAUUCGCUUCGAUCCUCCCAUCAAAGGGCAACCGGUCACUGCACCCGGAUACGUAGCUCUGGUAGCUAUCUAUAUUUUCGCAGCUGUAUAUCAAUUCGGUUGGGGUCCAGUUGUUUGGACGUAUUGUUCAGAGUGCCCGCCUGCUCGCCUGAGGGCCCUGAUGAUGGGUAUGGCCGUUGCGAGCCAAUGGCUCUGGAAUUUUGUUGUCGCAAAGUCUACACCGAGUAUGUUCGCAACUCUCGGCAAGGGCGGUUUUGGAACAUACUUUGUUUAUGGUAGCUUCUGUUUCGUCAUGGUCAUUUAUGCCUGGGUACUUGUUCCAGAGACCAAGGGACUUUCAUUGGAACACAUGGAUGAACUGUUUGAACAGAAGAAUAUUCGCGCUAAGUUCGUGCCUUCCCGUGGAGUAGCGAUGAAUGGUCAUGGAAACUUGGGCAAAGGUGACGACGACGAUAAGGAGCCAAGUGAGCACAUUGAGAAGGUAUAG